CAAGCUCCUGUGAGAAUCAAAACGUGUUUACUUGACCUAUUUUAAUCCAUUGAAAUAAAAUGACUAGACCCUCCAUUCAAGUCAAUUGUAUUUCUAUGUUUCAGACCCCUAUACCUACUAGACAUGAGCCUUGACUCAGCUCCCAUCACCCCAUUUGUCUCCAUACAGAUGAGUGUCCAGGAGUAUGAAAUGAUCGCAGAGGAGGACGAGAAGUGCCUGCGCAAGUACCGCAAGCAGUGCAUGAAGGAGAUGCACGAGCGCCUCAGCUUUGGGCCUAAGUUCGACAGCGUGGUGGAGUUGGAAAGCGCCAAGGCCUUCCUGGAGGUCAUUGAGAAGGAGCACCGGCUCACCCUGGUGAUCGUCCACAUCUACGAGGACGGGGUCAAAGGUUGCGAGGCGCUCAACUCCUGCUUGGACUGCCUGGCCACCGAGUACCCCAGCAUCAAGUUCUGCCGCAUCCAGGCGGCUGCAACGGGCGCCGGCGAGCGCUUCUCAGACGACGUGCUGCCCACCAUUCUGGUGUACAAGGCAGGCGAGCUGCUAGGGAACUUGCUGUCCAUGACACAGCACCUCAGCGAGGAGUUCUUCGCCACCGAUAUUGAGGGGUUCCUCAGCGAGUACAGCCUCCUGCCCGAGAAGGAGUUUGCGGCCUGUCCUGAUGAGGAGGAGGCAGGUGUGGAGGUGGAGUAAGGGGCUUAGUAGGGGGUCAGUGACAGUCAGUGCACAUUUCUGGAACUAUUAGCCUACUAGGCUACUG
This is a messenger RNA of Coregonus clupeaformis (lake whitefish), 757 nucleotides long. RefSeq names its product phosducin-like. NCBI's taxonomy places the organism in Eukaryota, Metazoa, Chordata, Actinopteri, Salmoniformes, Salmonidae. The transcript has a single exon. Gene Ontology annotation, biological process: regulation of G protein-coupled receptor signaling pathway. The record is from RefSeq and is a predicted model, not a curated record. Bases 124 to 690 code for a protein of 188 amino acids.